UUUCCCAAGCCAGGCCAGGGAAAUGACAUGUCAGCUUCAGCCUGUGUGUGGUUCCUGUGCCAGGGGCAGCUCAGCGUAGAGAGUGCCCUGGGGAGCCCCAAAGGAGUGCCAGGGAGCGGCUGGGGGGCUGCAGUGUAAAAGAGUAGGCCAGAUGGCUGAAGCAAGCUACCCCAACCGUCCUGGUUACCUGCAAAGAGAAACCGAGGCUGGCCUGGAAGCCCAGAGCAGUGACAGUCACGGUGCCACUCUUGGUGCCACAGAUGGAAAUGCAGGUCGCAAUCUGAAGGAGUGGCUGAGGGAGCAGUUCUGCGACCACCCCCUCGAGCACUGCGAAGACACGAGGUUGCAUGACGCUGCCUAUGUCGGGGACCUGGACACACUCCGGAGCUUGCUGCAGGAGGAGAGCUUCCAAAGCCGAAUCAACGAGAAGUCCGUGUGGUGCUGUGGCUGGCUGCCCUGCACCCCGCUGCGCAUCGCUGCCACUGCUGGCCAUGGCAACUGCGUGGACUUCCUCCUCCAGAAAGGGGCAGAGAUUGAUCUGGUGGAUGUGAAGGGGCAGACAGCCCUCUACGUGGCUGUGGUGAACGGACACCUGGAGUGCGCCCAAAUCUUACUGGAAGCUGGCGCAGACCCCAAUGGGAGCCGUCACCAUCGCAGCACCCCUGUGUACCACACCUCCCGCGUGGGCAGGGCUGACAUCCUGAGAGAGCUGAUAAGGUAUGGCGCUGACGUGGACGUCAACCACCACUUGCCCUCGCGGGUCCCCAGCCCCUCCUCUCGCCCACUCACUUCCUUGGUGGUCUGCCCUCUGUACAUCAGCGCUGCCUAUCACAACCUCCAGUGCUUCAAGCUGCUGCUCCAGGCCGGAGCCAACCCUGAUUUUAACUGCUGUGGCCCCGUCAACAUCCAGGGCUUCUCCAGGGGCUCCCCAGUCUGCGUGAUGGAUGCUGUCUUGAGACACGGCUGUGAGCCAGCCUUCGUCAACCUCUUGAUUGACUUUGGAGCCAACUUGAACCUGGUGAAGGCAGAGGGUCUGGAUACCGAAUCGACUGGAAGAGUUAAAGUCAACCCAGAAGCCUUGCAGAUGUUCAAAGAAGCCAGGAGCUGCCCCAGGAGCUUAUUGUCUUUGUGCCGUGUGGCCGUGCGGAGGAUACUUGGCAAAUCCCAUCUGCAUCUGAUACAUACUCUUCCAGUCCCAGACCCUAUCAAACAAUUUUUACUUCACAAACAGAGCUAGAAUGCUUUGGGGACAGUUUGCUGUACGAAAUGAGUGAGCUGAUGAAAACAGGUGCCAAUUGCCCCUCCUCCCCCAGUGCUGUUUUGAAAUAUAUCCUAUGGUUAUUUGUAUAAGGUUAUUUGUUAUGACACUACCUCUGUUGCUGCUACUUGUAACUUGUCUUGGGUUUUAGCAACACUAUUGUAUGUUGAACUUGUACCUGCUCAAGCAGUGGGCUUUUAUCUGCCUAUAAAAUGCCUGACCUUAUCAAUAAUGGGCAUGUAGAACAGUACAGUUCCAUUAGGUUUUCAUGCUUCAGCUGUCCUUACUUUGACCUUGCCCCCUUGAGGAACUGACAAUUGCUACUGUGCAUAUGGCAAGUUGAUGUGUUUUCACCUGCUGUACGUCUCAUUCUGGGGUGAAUGCAUUGGGUUUCUUGUCUGGUGCCGUGUGUUCCCUGGAGAAUAUGAAAUUGCUUGUGUGUGCCUAGCUGUUGCAAGGUAUCAGAAGAGUCCCAAGCCACAUCACUUGGCUUUUGUUGUUUAGAAAUUCCAAGCUGGGACUACUAAAAGACUAGGAAAUAGCCAACUGGUCUGAGCAACUGCAGGUGUUCUCAAAACACUCUCAGGUGUGAUAUGGUGUCCUGACCUACCUGCUACCAAAAUAUAUAUAGAUCAAGGUGGGCUACCAGAAAAAUAGGUCUCCAAUUACAUGAGUGCCUGGGAGUGGACCAACUAUAGCAAUCACUGCCAUGGCAUGAAGGGGAAAACCGAUAAGCAUGUGGGUUCUUAAUGGGGUUGUGGAGAAAGCACAUAGCAGCCUGGUCUGCACUCACCAUGGUAGUGUGGCUUAGCAAGCAGCAUGCUUGGCUAUGAGCUGUGAAGGCAUCAAUCUGAGAUUCUGCUCAGAUGUUCUAUUCCACUCCUUCGUGAAUGUGGUGCCUCUCAGCCUUCUAAUGAGGACUUUCUCUAAUUUGUUCACAUCUCUCCUGAAAGCUAACAUUUCUAAUGUCCAUGGGCCACCAAAAAACUCCCAUGGCACAUCUCAAAAAGAUGAUGUUCUGCUCAACAGCCCCAUGCGCAGUAAUGCUGGUUGAAAUAUCCGAGGACGAAUGGGAGCUGCUAUUCAGUGAAUAACUUAGUAAAUGUAUGCGUAGUGUCCUUAUGCUACCGGUAAUUAACUCCAUGCUUGUAAAUUGCUGUGGGGUUACGCUAUGCAGGAAACUCCACCAAACCAAAUACUAGUCUGCUUUCAUUGCUUAGAAACAUGCUGCCCCCGCUAAAAUGUUAUCAGUGUUCCAGCAACCAUGUAGGCAGUUAUUGAUGGAGAGGCAUCGGCAGUUUGCAAAGCAUGGCACACGCAUAUAGACAUUACUACCACUCUCUCCUGCCCAUCCUGUGUUGGCAUCAUUGUCAGAUAAAAUGUUCCCCAAUCAUCAGGUAUUUCCUACUUCUGCUGUGGACAGGACAAUUUCUUGGGAUGCCUGGGUGACUGAGCUGCUUGGUUUUAUCUUGAAUAAAGACUUAGUAACACUGCACCCAAUAGAAGAAUGCUGGGCAGCCCUGCCAAGGUGCCUUUUGUUUCUAGCGUCUCCAUUAAUUAUUAUUGUUUAUGUGGCAGUAAUGACUAGCAGGCUCCAAUCACAGACCGGGGCCCCACUGAACUAGGCCCAAAACAAUCAGUACGAGAGACUCCUUGUCCCAAGGAGACCACCUAGAGUGCUUUCCUCUCCUAUGCUCUGCACAGGGAUGUUUUAAAAACAGCUAGGAGGGCCCAGUUCCACUGAGCCCUGCAGUAUGUGCUCUGUGGUGCUCCCAGCAGCAGAGUGUCAAGGUUUGCAAUGAGGCGGUCCCACAGCUGGAGAGAAGUUCCCUCUCCCUUUCACUCAUUUAUUUAGCUGUUGAUUUCUAUAUACUAUAUUUAUGUAUAUGCUUUGGGUGAGAUGCUGUGCUGCACCUCUGAGGGCACAACACCAAACCUGCAGUCCAAAGGAAGGGAAAGCUGUGGUCGCUUUUGUGCCCUCCCAAUCCUGGGCUGUUGAGGGGCUGCAGGAGGCCCGGUGUCAUGUAGUCAGUCCCAGGAGCCUAAAUUACAGCAGUCUUGCAGGCUCCACCAUUAUACAGGGAAUUGCCUGGAAACUGGUGCACGCGUCAUCCCUUGCAACACCUCCCGCUGCACUCCCACUACACCAGGAGUUUUGAGGGUCCUUGAAAUGCAGCCUUGAGGCUGUCUUCUGCAGUGCCUGUGCCAGAGAAUGCCACCCCUGGGUGGUUACAGUGCUUGUACUCCGAUGCAGCCCUUUUACCCAGUGUUAAGGGGCUGAGGAGACCAUUCUUUGUCUUGAGUACCUGUGGAGAAUUGGCUGAGGAGCGUGAAAGACAGAGAGAGGCAUAGGUCUUGAUGCUAAUUUAAAUAAUGUUCCUUCUUCAUAGCUAGUCCAGUAAUUGAUGCAGAUCAGUUGCUCAACAACUACCACUGCCACUUCUCAUCAGCCAGGAUCUAGAAUUGUAGGACUGGAAGGGACCUCAAGAGGUCAUCUAGUCCAGUCCCCUGCCAUCAUGGCAGGCCUAAGUGUUAUCUAGACCAGGGGUUCUCAAACUUUUUCUCUCUGAGGCUCCCCUAACAUGCUAUCAAAACUCCACGGACCACCUCUGCCACACCAACUGUUUUUCUGCAUAUAAAAGUCAGGGUCAGCAUUAGGGGGUAGCAAGCAGGGCAGUUACACAGGGUCCCAAACCACAUAGGGACCUGCAAAGCUAAGUUACUCAGGUUUUAGCUUUAGCCCUGGGCUUGAGCCCCAUGCAGUGGGGCUUCAGCUUUCUGCCCUGGGCCCCAGCAAAUCUAAUGCCAGCCCUGCUUGGCGG
Molecule: messenger RNA, 4080 nt
Organism: Gopherus evgoodei (Goodes thornscrub tortoise)
Lineage: Eukaryota; Metazoa; Chordata; Testudines; Testudinidae
Gene: ASB1
Product: ankyrin repeat and SOCS box containing 1
Exons: 5
Coding region: 152-1237 (361 amino acids)
Biological process (GO): protein ubiquitination; intracellular signal transduction
Cellular component (GO): ubiquitin ligase complex
Molecular function (GO): protein binding
Source: RefSeq, a predicted model, not a curated record